AUGGAAAAGAAGAGUUCGAUUGUUGUGACAGUUCAUGGAAAUGUUACUUCGGCACAGGUUUGUUUGAUUUUUGAUUGUUUUUUUCGAUGAAACAUAAUGUUUUUGAAAAAUUGAACAAUUUUUGAACGCGAAAAUAGAUAAGUGGGAUUUACACAUACGUAAACUUGUUUCGAUGAACACAAAUUUUCAAUUAGUAAUUGGAUUUCUGAAAAUCCCGAAAACACUACGUUUUACAGUUUCCUGAAGAAGAAAAUAUUUGCAUCAAAUUAAAUGUUGCAACGUCAGAAGAUUGGCGAAUAAUAAGUGGAGAUCACAGUGUUUUAUCAUCUUUCUCAUUUCGUGGUGCAACUUCUCAUAUGAAUAUUGAUCUACCUUUUGAAACUUCUUAUAAAUCUAGCACGCCGUAUAUGUGUGAGUUUGUUCGACUGAAUUGGGAUUCGCAAACAAGUUUUUGCCGGUCAAAAGAUCUUGAUCUUUUUGCGAGUUUUUGAAAAAUUCCGAUAAUUCGACAAAAAAAAAAAGGACAUCGUGUUCUGAAAUGUUUUAUUUUCGUAAAAAAGUGUUGAUCCUUGUUUUGAUAAUAUUUUGGAACAGUUGGAACGGAUUACCGUAGAUUGUAAACAGAUACGAAACACAGGCAUAAAUUUCUGACUUUUUUUCCUGUCGGCUCCGCCCCCUGCCACGAUUACACGUUUCACGUUUUUAAAAUAAUUUUUUCGUUUUCAUCUUUUUUUUCUUCACUAAAUUUCGAAAUUUAAAAAAUCAGAAAUAAUUAUUCAUUGAAAAAAAAACGUGCCGCACCUUGCCAAAUAAAUCCCGCCUCCCGAAUCACGCGAGAAUUUGUUUUUUCUGCGACAGGCAUUUCUGAAUUAAAAAGUCAAGAAUUUAUGCCUGUGCGAAAUGAAAUAUUGAAAGUUAAACUGCUACUGUUUGCAGGUGUUUCACAAGUUUCUUUAAUAUUCAAAUCUUCAAGAAAACCGAAAAAAUAAUUGUCAAAAUUCAAUGCAGACAAAUGUGAAAUGAAACAUCAUAAUUUUGUUCACGUGAAAAUCAUAAAAAGAUCUUAUCCAAAAAAUUCGCAGAAAUAUUUCAACUGAUCAGAAAAAAAAACCAUUUUCAGGGCCUCGAUAUGUGUUUAGUUGUUAUUCGAAAAAUCGAUCAGGAAAUGAUUGUCUCAAGGCAUACGGGUCACUUUUUGUGCCAACAACACCAGGAAGACAUUUGAAAAGAGUUUAUUGUUUUCUACCUGAACCAUCUUCAAUGAUUCAAAGGAUAACUGCAAGAAUUCGCGAACUGAAUGCCGAACUUGUGAAUCCACUUAUGCCUGGUUUCUCAGAUGGAAGACAUGGUAUUUUUUUGAUGAAAUAUUUUGUUUUAAUAAUCGAGUUUUUUCAGCACUUCGAGUGACAUCCAAAGGUUAUCUCGAUAUCGAGAUCAACAUCAGCAUCAAAUGUACAGAUACAAGUUUGCAAUUCACUUCAAUGUCUCAUAACACAACUCCUUCCUCAACAAGUAAUUUGAAUAAUUCAGAUGGCUCUGACGAUCAAGUACUUGAGAAUAUUAUUAAAUAA
Caenorhabditis angaria is the source of this 1571-nucleotide messenger RNA. The record is from the annotation of a GenBank genome assembly. NCBI's taxonomy places the organism in Eukaryota, Metazoa, Nematoda, Chromadorea, Rhabditida, Rhabditidae.